UUCAACUAUUAUAAAAAAAUAUUCUCUGAGAAAAGAACAAAAUGAUGAACACAAAAAGUGUAGCCAUGUUAAUGAUGGUGAUGAUGGUAGCAAUGGGAAUGCAGAAUAUUUUGGUUCAGGCAAAUCGUCCCGUGUGUGAAUUUUCUGGUACAUGUGCUGGUCUUGAACCUCCGCCUUCUCCUUAUGUAGAUGAUAGAUCUUUCAAUUCUGAUCUUUCUACAGAAUCUCCUUCUCCUUCACAAGAUCAUAGCUCUUUUGACUCUGAUCCUUCUUCAGAAUCUCCUUCUCCUUCACAAGAUGAUAGCUCUUUUGACUCUGAUCCUUCUUCAAAAUCUCCUUCUCCUUCACAAGAUGAUAGUUCUUUUGAAUCUGAUCCUUCUUCAAAAUCUCCUUCUCCUUCACAAGAUGAUAGCUCUUUUGACUCUGAUCCUUCUUCAGAAUCUCUUUCUCCUUCACAAGAUGAUAGCUCUUUUGACUCUGACCCUUCAUCAAAAUCUCCUGCUCCUUCAUCAGAUAUUAGUUUUGAUCUUUCUCCAAAUUCUAUUUCUCCUUCACCAUUAUCAGCCGGAACAAUUUACUUAUGCAUGCAAGAUUGUUCUACUCAUAAUUGCUCUAACUUUAAAGACCCAAAAGAUUUUGACCAGUUUGACUCGUGCAUCACAAAAUGUUCGGAGACGUGUAUGAAGAAGAACAAAAACGACGAUAUCUAUGUUUAAAUUAAUAAAUAGGAAAUGAUUACUUCGC
Messenger RNA from Eutrema salsugineum, 744 nucleotides. RefSeq names its product clumping factor B-like. Bases 42 to 716 code for a protein of 224 amino acids. The transcript is spliced from 2 exons. The record is from RefSeq and is a predicted model, not a curated record. NCBI's taxonomy places the organism in Eukaryota, Viridiplantae, Streptophyta, Magnoliopsida, Brassicales, Brassicaceae.